Melanotaenia boesemani (Boeseman's rainbowfish) is the source of this 2210-nucleotide messenger RNA. RefSeq names its product shootin 2 (gene shtn2). Bases 108 to 1799 code for a protein of 563 amino acids. NCBI's taxonomy places the organism in Eukaryota, Metazoa, Chordata, Actinopteri, Atheriniformes, Melanotaeniidae. The record is from RefSeq and is a predicted model, not a curated record. The transcript is spliced from 17 exons.
AAGCUGUUCAGAGAGAAAACAGGAGUUUUUCGGUGCUGGAAAGUGCUUUUUUAAUUUGUUUUAAUAGUUUUGUAAAAGGCUAAUACUUGAAACCGGCAUAUUGCAGGAUGUGGUUACAAGAUGAGGACAAUGCUGCCACAGACUCAGAUGAAGAGAGUUAUUUAUCCUCUGACGAUGGAGGGGAUAUUCAGUGUGAGAUCCUGGAAAAGCAGAGGGAUGAAGCCAAUCAGAGACUGACUGAACUGGAGGAAGCUUCCAAUCAGCUCCUGAAAGAGAUUAAUGUACUGGAGAUCCAGUUCCAGAUCGAAAGGUCCUGUAGGGAGAGUGCUGAGGCACUGGCUCUGAAGGUAAACAAAGAGAACAAAGUCUUGAAAAGGAGGAGCCAGAUGCUGCUACCGCUGAUCCCUGAGCUGCCAGAUAACCUGGCUGCUGUGAACCUUGACGCAGAAAUCGACUCUAUAAAUGAGGGUGAUGUAGUUGAUGCUGGCAAAGAUGACAGCGAAAAUGCACUGCUGCUAGAGAGUCAAGCCAAGAUCACAGCUUUGCAGGCAUCAGUAGAUGGCCUGCUGGCUGAGAAGCUGCAGCUGGAGCAACAAGUGGAGGAACUAACCAGAGAGCAAGUGCAACUCAGAGAGCAGCUUGCUCUAGAGGUUGAAGAGAAAGAAGCCAUUCUGAGGAAAAUGAGUAAACAGAGCAAGGCCAUGAAUAAAAUCAAAAGAGUCUCCCAGCUUGUCACAGAGGAGUUCACAGAAAUCUCUCAGAAACUGGAGUUGGAGCAGGGCCUCAGGCAACAUGCUGAAAUCUUUGCCCACCAGAUGCUGGUGGAGCAGAAGGCUGACAAAAGACAAAGUAUGAUGAAGAUGGAGAACCUUGAUACCAGUAUUCAGCUGCAGCUGCAGCAGGCGCUGGAGCAGAUAUCCCACAUUAGCACAGUGCUGAGUGAUAUACAGCUCCACUACCAGAACCAGAUAAAAGACAGUAAGGAAGCUACAGAGGACAGCAGUGACCUCUCUGAGUUGCAGAGCCUGAGAGAGCAGCUGGAGAAGAGUGAAGAGGAGAGGAAGACUUUGGAAGCUCAACUGUCUGAAGCUAACACUUCUGUCACACAGCUGCAGGAGGAAGUGAGACAGUUACAAGAAAAAUUGAACAGAGAGGAUAAAAUGAAUGACUUGGUGGAUGAAUCCACUCCGGCUCCUGCUCCUGCCCCACCUCCACCUCCACCUCCACCACCUCCACCCGUACCCAUUCCUGCCAUUAAUUUACAGGACUUCCUGAAAAGCAGGAGGAAAGAUGGAAUCAGUUCAGCUGAUCAAAACAAGUCAGCACCAUUGUCUGACAUGAAGACAAGGGCAGUGGAUGAAAUGAUGGAGAGAAUAAAGAAAGGCAUCAUCCUGAGGCCCAUCAAGAGAAUACAGGAAGACGACAGCUCCUGGAAGGACCAAAAAAGUGAAAACCGAAAAUCAGCCAUCCUGGAAUUAAAAGGAAUGCUGGACAAUAUAAAACGCCAGCACCACCGCAGAGUACCUUCCAGGAGGGGAUUCGGGCGAAACGUUGGCGAGGUAGAGCUGCUGUCGGUACUCCAGAAGAGAAGGAGAGCUAUGGGGGAGAACAACGACCAAAUUUCCUCAACUCAAGCACAGGAUCCCCAACCAGGGCAGCAGUGUGUCCCAGCAGCAGGCAAUGGUCCCUGGGCAGGAGAGACCGGCAAUGCUCCUGUGCUCCGAAGGCUGAAACAGAACAGAGAGAAGAGAGACUCUCGCAUCAGAGCAUCAGCGCUGAUCAUCGGCAAUCAAGCCUGACCGAAGCAGAUUACCAACUAAUACCUUAUAUAAAAAUGCACUGCCUCUGUGGUCUGUUAUAAUUACAUGCCAGAAAACCACCACUGAUUUUGGUCUUUAUUGAAAAGUAAAAAAAAAAAACAUUUUGUGUUUGUUUAUCCACCUGGGAGUGCCAGGUAGAGAGAUAAUAUUGCAAACAAACAAUAAACUUCACAUUUACGGCUAGAGGAAAUCAAAGAGAAGCAUUUUCAAGUGCCAUUUAACCCAGGUCUGCAAAAAGCCAGCGCUCGUCGCGUGUCAAAGGAAACUGAGCUCUUUCAGACAUAUUUAAUGUCCGGCAUCAUGCCACAGAAAAUAGAAGAAAAAUAGGCAUAUCCAUUAAAAAAAACAUUACUAUGAACACCUUUGCCCACUUCUCAGCUUAGGUGUCUU